UAUUCAUACGGUGUUCUGUUAAUGAGUUUUUACGAUGCAGGUGAAACUAUCUCUACCGCCAUACAGGCUCCAUUGUUUCAUACAGCAGCAUUUUUACUGUUCGUGCCAUUAGCUCGUUCGGCUGCUCCACGAUGGGGUGCUCAUGUUCGCACGGUGCCAUUGCUGGGGGUUGCUUUGCUCUGUGCGGGUUUGGGGCUUAGUGCACUCUUGAGCGUCAGUCGCUCAGCGGCUUAUAUCGCUUGUUAUGGAUUGCUUGGGGGCGCCGGCGCCAGUGUUGUUGUUGCGCACGUCGAUUUCACAAUUAACCGGCUUUUUGCCGGAUAUCCAGGUCUAGUUCAAGGCUUGUGUCAUGCUGGUCAAGCUGCAGGCCAAUUUGCAAUGCCACACCUCACUUUAGCUGCCAUUCAAAGAUGCGGACAAAGAGGAACACAUGCUGUCUUGACAGGCAUAAUGAUGAAUAUGGUAGCAGCUAUACUAUUGAUGACACUCAAAGAUAACAAACGAGAACAAACUCAAAUUAAUGUGAAAAGUGAUUCUGAACCAGAAAAUACUUCGUUUCCUGCGAUUUCAAAUGCAUUUUCACCCGAGGAACAGUUUACUGAAAGAUGUUGGCGAUGUCCAUCGGAUGGAGCAAAUUUGCAACCACUGUCACCGCCUUUGAUUCGACGGUCCUCUUGUGGCUUUGAUAUUUUACAAAGUAUUCCAGAAGAAAGCGAAGCAAGUGAUUCUGAUGAUUACGACGACAUCAACGCUACCACGAUAAUACCGCUACAAAAUGGCCACAUAGGUGCCGGUGAAAAUGUGCAAUCAAUUAAGCAUCACGCAACUAUAUUAGAUCUGUCAGUUUUGUCCAGUGCUAAAACAGACAUCACAAUUAAAAAAAUUCUACCUAGAGUACGCUUUCCAAAAGCUGUGCAAGUUAAAAGCUCUCUCGACGUGUUUAGAAAAGUAGAAUUGUAUCCUUGUAUAUUGCUAUCAACAUGUGAACUGCUACUACCACUUUUACAUUCCACCUUGACACCACUUUAUGCCAGAACUGUCUUAAAUGACUUGACUGACUCCGAAGCAGUAUUCUUGAUGUCUUUGGCUUCAUUUUCAUGGCUGUGCUUAGUUUUUGGUGCACCAUGGCUAGCAGCAUGUAGACCUAUGAGAAUGAGAUUUCUUUUCGCAAUUGGGAUAUUCCUAAAAACUAUUGGUUUGACAGGAGUAAUGUUUGCCAAAACCCAUGACGUGAUGACAUUAUCCAGUGUCAUAUUUGGUAUAGGAAACGGCGGCACGACAGCUACCACUAGGCCCUUAAUCCGGCUAUGCAUAGGUGACUACAAUUUCAAUAAAUUCGAAGGAGCUAUAGAUACCAUGAGUGGGUUACUAAUCAUUGGUUUUGGCAUAUUCAUCAGCAUAUUUUUACAGGACAAGGCGCUAAUCAAAAAAUGUUUUAGUGUAUUAUGCGCUGCUGAAAUCGUUAGUAUGAUUUUCGUCGUGAUUUUGCCAUGUUUAGUGAAAGAAUGUGCUAAAUGCUGUCAUGCGAAUAAGAACCAAUGUGUCUAGUCUUAUCACGUCUUUACA
Ctenocephalides felis (cat flea) is the source of this 1566-nucleotide messenger RNA. RefSeq lists its product as uncharacterized. Bases 22 to 1548 code for a protein of 508 amino acids. Gene Ontology annotation, molecular function: monocarboxylic acid transmembrane transporter activity. Lineage: Eukaryota; Metazoa; Arthropoda; Insecta; Siphonaptera; Pulicidae. The transcript is spliced from 7 exons. The record is from RefSeq and is a predicted model, not a curated record. Gene Ontology annotation, biological process: transmembrane transport; monocarboxylic acid transport.